Siniperca chuatsi (mandarin fish) is the source of this 9610-nucleotide messenger RNA. It is a transcript of the gene rbm33a, whose product is annotated as RNA binding motif protein 33a. Gene Ontology annotation, molecular function: RNA binding. The record is from RefSeq and is a predicted model, not a curated record. The transcript has 19 exons. Bases 267 to 4049 code for a protein of 1260 amino acids. NCBI's taxonomy places the organism in Eukaryota, Metazoa, Chordata, Actinopteri, Centrarchiformes, Sinipercidae.
CAGUGUGUUUCCCUGACCUGUCAGGCAGCAUGUUUUUGUGCAGCAAACCGAUCGGGGGAGCUGGUGUUUCCCACCCACAAUGCAUCAUCGCUGGCUGCAAACACAAGUCUGCCAUGUUUGUAUUCUGGUCGUGGAUGGAAAUCGUUGCCGCAUAGAAGCUAUCCUCUUGUCAGUCUCAGUGUUAUACCGUCAUAAUGGUUAAAUACUAAAGAUUAAAUGCACUCUCCAGUUUUGUAAUAGGCUCUUAGCGGGACGCGCCUUGCACCAUGUCAGCUAACGCUCAGGAUUACGACUUCGAUGAAUAUGACAAACCUGGUGCUGAGCGGUCACGCAGGAGGAGAGGUGAAGAUGACGAUCUAGAGAGUGAUUUGGAGGAGGAUUUGUUGGAGGAGGAUUGGCUGUCAGGUAAAAAGAAUCCUUCAGAAGUGUCAGAUGAAGAACUCAAUGAUGACCUUCUGCGAAGUGAUGAUGAAGAUGUAAAUAUGAGUGGUCAGGAUGUGAGCCUCAGUGCCACAUACAACUUGGUCACAUCCUAUGACCAGCAGGACAACUCACAGGAAGCAAACUACACAGAUGACGUUGUGAACCUGGGUGAAGAAGGGGAUGUAGAGGAGGAGGGGUACCAGCAAGAGGGGGAAGAGGAGUACACAGAGGAAUACAGCCAGGACGGCAACACAGAGAUGCCUGAAGACCAAAUGGAAUACACUGGAGAGCAAGCUGAGGGUGACGAUGGCUACCAGGAUGAAGUGCUAGACAUACAAAUCAAUGAGCCCAUAGAUGGUGAAUUUCAAGAUGAUGAAUAUCAAAUCUCCUAUAAUGAUCAGCCCAUGGAUGAACACGGAGUCCAACAGGAGGAGGACCCCGAGGGGGAAGAGGUAGGGGGAGAAGAGCAGCAGGAAGAGGAGGAGGAAGACACAGUCGAGGGCUCUCAGGUCUUUGACACAGAGGAGGUUGAAAGUGAAGCUGUGCCUGGAGAAGAAACAAAAGAGGAAUCAGAUGAGGAGGAUGAGGAAGAUGAAGAGUCUGGUCGGAUACGAUUCAAAUCUGAGAGAAAGGAUGGGGCUGUUGUGCGGUUGGGUGAUGCAUGCAGUAAAAGGAGGAAUAUCCCUGAGACACUAGAACUGUCAGAGAAGGCCAAGCAAGAUCUGAUGGAGUUUGAGGAACAAGAACGGCAAAAGAAACAAAACCGUUUUGGAGGCCGAGGCAGAGGAGGAGGGCGAGGAGGCAGAGGAAGAGGAGGCUUCCAAGCUUUUGGAAUGGUAGAUUUUAGAGAUGGAAACAGAGGAAGAAUGAAUGACCAGAGGCUCCCCCUGAUGGGAAAUAUGGGCAUGCAGCAGCCAUCCCGAAUGCCUCCUCCUCAUCAGCUUCAUCAGCAGCAACUCCAGUCCCAGCAGCACCACCCUUCGCGUCCAAGAGGACCUCCUCCCUUCCAAGAGCAUGGUCGCCCGCUGGCCCAGCAGCCCCUUCAGCCCCUCAUCCCCCCGCACAUGGCUCACCGCUCCCCACCGUUGCGGCCCCAGAUGGAGCCGCCACCACGAAUGAUGAGCUCCCCGCCACCCAACUUCCCCCAGCAUCACCAGCAGCAGCCUCCACAGCCCAAAAAUAUCCACAUUAACCCCCAUUUCAGAGGGCCCACAUCAUCCUCUGUGCAAGUGCCCUUGAUGCCUCCUGCUCAGAGCCAGCCCAGACCUGCUGUGGGUCCUCAGAGGUUCCCUGGACCGGGAGACUUCCAGCAGCACAUGUCUGGUAAUUUUGGUCAGCCCCAGAGGCCCCCUCAUCACAUGGAGCCCUUUAGGAACCAGCCACCUCAAGGCCCUCAAGACAGAGAGCCCCUCUUUAUGGGAGAGCGCACAGAGUCAACACGGUUUCCAGGGCAGCACAUGUUUGAUCACCAGGGACCCAGCCCUCUGAUGAACAACAGCCACAACCUCCAUCAUCAGCAGCAGCUGCCCGGCCAGGGCCACAUGGGCUUCGGUCCACCAGGACCAGUCUUCAACCAGCCGGGCCAGGGUCCGCUAGGACUUUUUCCGAGAGAACCCCCAAGACCCAACCUCCCUCCCCACCAAGGUCACCAGGGGAUGGUCGGCUUGAAUCAACAAGGUGGCCCGCCCAACCAGCCCAGACCCUUCAUGGGCCCUCGUCAGCCGUUUGGUCAGCAGGGGAAUCUUUUCCCCCCUCCACAAGUCCCAUUUGGGAUGCAGGUACGACUAAGAGGCUUAAUGCACGGCCCUCCUGUCUCCCAGCUACCGCACCACGACCCUUUGCCAUCCCAUCAGCCCAUGCAUCAGCACCAGCAACAUCAUAGGCAGGAGUUACCCCAUCAUCAUCAGCAGCAGCAGCUAAAUGUCAAUGUGCCUCGCCCCAUGAUGCACCAUGGCCAGAAUCCCUUCCAUCAACAGCAGACGCAUGGUAGCCCCAGGCAGAUGACUCCCCGCCCUCAGAACCCCCAACAGCGAAACAUGUCCAACAGGCAGAGGAUGAACACACCUGUCUCCAAGCAAAUGCAGCAGCGCAACAGCAACCUACGGGAGCUCCCUGUAGCACCUGGCAACACAAACAUGAACAGUGCCCGCCCCGCCGCCAACAUUAGGCCAGUUGCCAAGGCAACACAGGGGGUGCGUCCUGUGCAGAACACUCAGCCGGUGCCUAGUGGUGGCAGAGGAAGAGGCCAAGUUGCUGCCAAGACUGAAUCACAGCCUGGGGGAGAAGGCAGGACAGUGGUUCGUAAGGAAAUCCCAAGCACACUGUCCAGCAUGGCAAGACAGGACCCUGAUGAGGAUGAGGAGACACGGCAGUACCGUCUGAAGAUUGAGGAGCAGAAGCGUCUGAGAGAGGAGAUCUUGAAGAGAAAGGAGCUGCGACGGCAGAUGCAGGCUGGUGUCAGAAAGAAGGAGCUGCUGGACAGGCUCAAUACCCAGACAAACACACCGAGCCAAGGCCCAGCUCCUUCACAGAUUCAACCCUUACAACAAAAUCAGCAAACACCACACCCUGUACAACAACCACCACAACCACAGCAGCAUCAGGAACAAAAGCAGCAGCAACAACAACAACUACAGCCACAACAGCAGAGACAGUUUCCUCAGAGACCACCACAAUCAUUAAAUCAAUCAAUAAAGAAUCCUAAUCAAGGCACCCCCAUCCCUCCCAACGGCAGCGCUCAGACCCCUACACCACGUCCCAAUGUCAAGACACGCCUGCAGAUGGUAAAAGUUAGCACCCAGCAGCCACAGACCCCCGGGCCUGGUACAGACCAGCAAUGGAAACAGCCCCAACAAAAUCAGCAGCAGCUGCAACAACAGCGAAGGAACAGUGCUGUGCAGAAUGUAAACAGACCUGGUGCUCAGAUCCUGUCCCAUCAGGUUCCCCAAAAGAACAUGCCUGUAAAUCCCUCUGUGGGCCCUGCUCAGGUGCAGGCGCAGGCACAAGGACCUAAACCUGGAGCUAAAAGAACUGUGAUGCAGCGGGCCAAGAAUUCUGGUUUCGAAGGCCAGCAGGUGCCUCAAAAAGUCAGAGUCGUCAAACUUUCAGGAGCGAGUGGAAAGGGGCCUGUGGCCACUGACAGCCCAGUGCAGCAACAAGGCACCUGGUCGACAACCCCGCUCAACCAGGUCGUCCAAAGGAAGGUCACCAUGACAGGACAGCAGCCACAGGGACCAGGCGGAACACCGCAGGCUAGCCGAGGGGGCAUGGGCAACCCACAGCAAAACAGGGUUGUCGUGUCAGGCCGGGGCCGAGGUAGAGGGGGUGGUCAGAUGGGUCGAGGUCGUCCGAUGUCCACCAGGCAGAGCCAAAGAAGUGCAGAGAGCGAACGCUGUACUGUGUCCAUAGAGGGCCUCUCCUCAUCGACAACUGACGUUCAACUGCAGAACCUUCUCAGGUCCAUUGGCCCCAUAGAGAUGUUCAAAAUGAUGCCCCAGCAGAGGAAAGCAGUCGCCACAUUUUCCAGUCCCCAGCAUGCAGCAAGUUUUCAAAUGAGUUUCCAUAGGCACAUGAUUGAUUUGUCCCACAUCGAUGUGUCGCUGACUGAUGGAUGCGGAGCACAAUAGAGCCAGGGAGUCCUGUUACAAUAAGUCACUUUCUCCCAACGUGGGAGCCUCUCGUGCACCGCUCCAACCUACCUGGCAUAGGAAUAUUUCUUCAGCCCUUUGGGUUCACACGCAGUCAACAUCCCUGCACAGAAGCAUCAUUCAUCUCUUCUAUCAACUUGGAACAGUGAACAUAAACACUUUGGCUGCGAGCAUGCCAUUGUUUGACUUUGUCUACCAAUUGUCCAUUGUUGUAAAAUGGCACUGGAGAGACACUGGACAGUUAAUCCUAUUUUGAUCUAGUUUGUGAAGAAUGUUUUGAGCAUCUUACACGGACACUAAGUAGAACUUAUCAUGGGAUAAUGGUUGCUCCCCUCCUCGAUUAGAUUCAUUAUUAAAACAGAAAGGACACUUAAACUUUGUAAUUCUGAUGUGACCACUUCAUAGUAGUUUUUCACUAUUUGUGGCUCGCUGUCAGGUUCGGAUGCAGGAAAUCGUUGUGGCAGACUGUGGCCAGCCUGUUCACAUAGUAGUGUUUCUCCCCCUCUGUAGAUGGCAGUAUUUCAUCACGAAUGGUGCUUAAUUUUUUCCGACUCAAGUCUGCUUUCAGGUACAGAUGAGUCUCCAAGCAGUUUUUGGGGGAAUGGCACUACCUAGUGGAGAGCUUGUAUACAGGCACAGAGGUGAAUGAUUUUAGCAUUUGACACAUAGCAGUGACUGGGACCAAGGAUGGCAUAGGCUAUAACGUGAACACAGUUUUUCUAAAUUGUAAAUGUUGUGACUCUUGUGUAGAUUUUGUGGUGCUUUUCAUUUUCAGUGCUUCUUCUGGACCGAUUGUUCAGAUCAUCUCUCAUUUAGUUUAGUCAUUUUGGUCAUUGCCGUAGCUCCUUGUUCUAAAUGUUAUUAGGUCUUUUAACUGUAACUUGGAAUCCAUUUUGGAAUAAUCCGUCAUGCCUUUUGGAUGUAUAUUUUAGUUGUAUGUGUGAUUAUGAAGUUUGUUUAUUUGUUAGUUUAUUAGAUUUUGGUUUGUAAUCUGUUCUGAGUGUGCUUUGAGGGAAUGCGUAUGUAAGGUUUAUUUAAGAUUUUUUAUAAUUACAAUUAAAAUGUAUAUUGGGGAUUUAAAGUUCACCGUAUAUUUGGUAGAUCAGAGAGAAUUGCUUACAAUUCUCCACAGGAUACACACAUUAUGUAAAUUUUUGCUAGGAUAUACAUUAGGCUUACUCCGCUCUGGUAUAAUUGAUCCGAAUCUGCAUGGGUAUCAGUUGAUAAUUUGGUGCAUUAUCACUGAGCUGCAUAGUGUACCUGGAAUAGCACUUUGAACAGUUUGCCUUCACACUGAGCUGCUGAUGUAGAUGUUUGGCAGAAAAGUAAAAUAAAGCCACCGUAAUACUUUGCCCCAUAAAUUGAAUUCCCCUUAUUAUAAUAAAGACAUCCUCUGUAAAUUCUGGGCUCUUACUCAUAUUGAUUUUGUACUCCUACAUAAAGAUACAUUUCUUCAGAUAUGUGAGAAAUUGUUGCGCAAUCUCUAAUGCAUCACUUUAUUUUAAUUUUCUCUGAGCAUGUGCCCUUGUUUGGGGAGUGCUACCACAUCACUGAAAACCUUAAAUUCUCUAAAUACUUAAUUUCCGUGUCUGGCUCUCAUUUUGAUUUCAUUAGACAUCGUUAUUAAAGUAAACAUAGCAAGUCAGGUUCAUUUACUUUUCCAUAAUUCCAUGAUUUUUUUCACACAACAUUUUGUCUAUUCUGGGUUUAAAGUUUGUUAAACAAAAGCAGUUCACUUAAAUAUUCAGACCCGUUACCCGUGUUUACUAAUAACUGAAAUUCAGAAGUGAAUGUCGUGUACAUUAUUUGCAGGAAUGUGACAUAGGAAGCUGAGGGGGCAACCAUUAUCUAUGUAGUGAUCAUGUACAUAAGUAGACCAGAACUUUCACUCAAUAUUUAUCCUGUUCAAUUUUUUUUGAGUUAUUCUUUACUUGUGUUGUAUCAAGUUAAACAUUUUUAUAUGUAAGGAUAUGCUGAUGUGUCCAGACAUACAUCAUUUUACAAGUGUUUUGUUUCUAGUUUAGAGCCAAAAUGAAGAAUGACUGGACCACAUUUCUGUUUAUAAGACAUUUGACAAAAAGUUUGAGGGAAAACAAGAAAAUAAAAACAUGGCCAAUAUACCGUGAGCAUGCAGGUAUGUGAAGCCGGUUCAACUUUAGCCCAAAGAUGUGUGGUUGUGUGUGAUGUCCAUGUGUCUGGUGCCUUUUUAUGAUGAAUAAUCUUUCUUAUUUGUGCUGCAUUUUAUACAUUUAUACUUUGCGUAUUAUGUAAGUUCCUGGGUAUUCAACUUUCAACAUAUCGCAUAUAUUAACACCUUGUAUGGCAAGAAAUAUCUUAUAGAUUUAGGGGGAAGCCACUGAAUUAUGGCAUUGAAAUUAUUUGCUUCAUAACCAGAAACACGAGAAUUUUUGUCCAGCCCAUUUAACUGUGAUGUCAUACUAAUGUUCAGCUCUGUGCAGCCCCGACAUGCUAGAGGUAAAGCGAUAGGAAAAGUGAAUGUAGCAGCAUUUUAAACGAUUUCCCUGGAUUUAUUUUGGUUGGAAUAAGCCAUAAUACAAAGAUAAUAUGGAGCGUUAACACGUAGACAUUCGGUCUCUUUAAUUACUGUUAGUAAAUCAACUCCUGGCUGUGCAUCUGGAUGACAUCACAGAUUUAAGUUCUUGGUUCUCUGGUUUUAAGACUUGAAAAAGAGUUGUUCAUAUUCACAAGCACUUAUUGGCCUCUGUCCUUGACUGCAUGUGUAAAUCAAAUUAAUACAUUUAGUGGUAUUUCCCUUAAAUUAGCCAUUACUUGAAAUAACUCACAAUCCACAGUUUUAAAAUGAGCUGCACAUGCGUUAUUCUUGCCAGUAAAGGUCACAAGAUUCUCAACAUGCUCUAAGUUUCAAAAGUAUUGGAACAAAUGGGAUGUCUCAAAAUGUCUAAACUCCUAAAAUUCCUUCUAACUUCUUGUAAAACUUGAGGUUGCGUGGUUUCAAGUCUUUUUAUAUGUUGUACAGUUGCUCUAAACUGACUUCUUUUGUGUUUUAUUCCUUUUUGUUUUUCGUUGAGAUGUAGAAGUUUUUGUUCCCUAACAAUGUGUAUUUAAUGUCUUUCAUGUUGUGCGUUACACUUGAUUUUUAGUGCUGUGGUAUAAAUCCUGUGGAUUUGAAAAAGUAUCGGCAAUGCUGGUGAUAGCUAUAUUGUUAUAAGACAAAUGGUCUUGUAAUGACAGAACAGAUUCAUAUUGAAUCUAUUUGUACCUUAAUUUUAAGAAUUUCGUACAUAUGUAUUUACCUUGAACUUGUAGAUAUCAUGUUCUAUUUCUCAAAGUAAUUUCCUCGAGGUAAAUGGAUUACAGUAAGCUGUUUUAACUAGCAGGACGUUUUCCCAAGUACAUUACCUCAUUUGGUUGCAGUAGGAUAUUUAGAUAUUUUUGACAUGUCUAUGGGGCUUUCUUGUGCUUGCAUAAGAGACCUUCAUUAUGGCUGCUGCUAAUGACUAGUAUCAGAAUGUUUACUAGCUUUCGGUCAAUUACGCAACACUAGAACAACUGGGUUGGGUUCAACACAACACUAACAUAACUUUUUUUCAACAGGUCCAUUUGGUGAGCAGAGGUGCUGAGAUUUUGCAGACUGGCUGAAAUAAUUAUUUCAUUCUUUCUUUUUCUUCAGGUCACAUCCUCUUCAACAGAGCAGUGUCACAAGCUGUCAGUGUGGUUGCUAGCCCCAAAAGUUAAGGGACCAUGUCAAGGGCAUGUUUUAGCAAAUCAACAAAUUGGAUUAUAAAUGUAUUAGAAUUUACUACAGACCACUUUACAAAUUGUAACUACAACUUUUCCCAACUUAAAGGCAGGUGUUGGUUUUAGUUUAUGCUAGCACUGUAUAGUAUAAUCCAUCACAUUGAACUAUGAGUUGGCUUUACUUUUUGUCAAAAGUUAUGUUAUAUUUGCAUGAUAAGGCAGUUGUUAUGAUAUUGGUUCCUUGUUGAUGCGUGUAGGUGCUUAUGCAAAGCUCCAACAUCUGAAAUUUGAGUUGGGUAAUUUAUAGUUUGUCCCUCUAAUGUAAUAAUUUAAGGUUAACUUUGAAAAACCCAGCAGGUCAUUUGAAACCCCUUACUACUGUUUUGAAGACAUUUCCUGAUUUCUCAAAGGCUUUUCUAUCCUGCUGGUAUGGAAAAUAAUUCAUUUGCUGCAUGUUGUAUACAACACAUCUCCAAACUGAAAGUUUUUAAUCAGGUUUAUUUAUUUAACAUUGCCCAGAGUUGUGCUAAACAAGCAAGAAGAUGCGGCAUGUCAUCUCCAGUUUUUGUCUUUGUUUGGUUCAAGUAAUAGUUGCACCUUGAUUAUUUAAGUUGACUAUACACCAGAUGGAUAGUUUUUUUGUACCAGCAAAAAGCAGCGUUAAGUGUUGUCAAAUGACCUUUUUUAAUUUGCCUAGUAUUUAUCUUCUAAUCCUCUAAUGUAAUCAUUAAUGCAAAAGUCUUACAAGUAGAAGUAUUGAUUACAUGAGAGGUACAAGCUGGUUGAGCAAAAGCAUGCAAAACCAUUGGCAUGGUCCAACACUUGCGGUGCUCUUGGUUUAAAACGUAGGCUGUUUGAGGCUGUUGCUGCACAGAUGUUUUGUUUUGGAUGGCACUAUAGCGAUCGGUGUUAUGAACACGCACCUGAUGUGACCACCAGUCACUACAGGUGUCACCACAUCACCAAAACAAAAUGACCUCUAGUAUUAACACAUUCAUUUUUCAACAGCGCACUGGUGAGAGGAGCCAUUGACCAGCUUUAGCCAUGAUACUGCUAUGUCACUUUCCUUUCUUAACUCACUCACUUAAUGCUUUAGGUUCUUUUACAGCCAUGCAGUGUCCGGCCUUGGAAUGAAGAUUUUACUUGAGCUUACUUCCCUCACUAAAUACAUGUUACUGCAUUCAGAGUAUUGGGCCCGCCACAUUUCCUUCAAUUUCUGCUUUGCCUGCCAUCGCUGUUCUUCCAACUUACAUAUAUUUGACAGUUGCUCAUCUUUUCCUCGAUGCUGCUGUUGUUGAAUGAACUUAAGACUUCUGUAUCAAGCAGGGUGGCCUUACCUGGAUUACCAUUGUUUGUUAGCCCAGUGGAUGGAGGUUUCCAUCUCUGUGACGACUGCCGGGUUCACAGAGCAGACACGUAACUCUAAAGCCGCUCUAUGGCUUUCACUGCACCAAAGGUCAUCCCAGCUUCUUGAAAUGCAUUGUUUGGUUGGAUUUUGAAAAAGACACAACAGUGGUUUCCUCAUCUCGAACAGUAUGGUGCACCAAAUAAUGACUGAAAAUCCAACCUCGAGUUUUGACUGAAACUGUUGACAAUCCAUCUUGUCAUGUGCGUUCACACUUUGAUGUGUAACAUGACGUAAUCAUGUUUUGUGUUGGAAAAUUCUGAAAUCACUGUGAAAUUUGUUCUGAGGCUGUAAAUGAUGUGAUUUUUCUAAAGAGACUGGAUGUUUUUAAAAGUGAAAAUUUCUUAAAGAGAUGGAAUGUGUUCAAUUUGAUACCAGAAACUUGAGAAAAAUAAACGUUUUGAUAUACAUAGCA